Molecule: messenger RNA, 1947 nt
Organism: Magnusiomyces paraingens
Lineage: Eukaryota; Fungi; Ascomycota; Dipodascomycetes; Dipodascales; Dipodascaceae
Exons: 1
Coding region: 1-1947 (648 amino acids)
Biological process (GO): protein dephosphorylation
Molecular function (GO): protein serine/threonine phosphatase activity
Source: RefSeq, a predicted model, not a curated record
AUGCUCAAAGUCCGUGCUGCGUCCCGUGGCUCUACUAACUCUGCUAUCCGUUGUCGUCUCCAAUCUCCAAUCUCCUCCUCUUCUUCCUCUUCUAUACCCAUCGUGUCUGCCGUUAACACAGGCGCUGCGUUGCGCCGUUCACCUUCUCCUUCUCGCGCACCUUCUCCUCGUCGCCAGCUUUCUACCUCUUCUUCUUCUUCCUCUUCUUCCCCCCCAACAGCUUCUGUCACCGGAUUUCGUCCUUUGGCUCGCUGGAGCAGUGUCGCUGUAGUCGCUACUUCAAUUCUUUUGGCUGGCUCCUACCUCACCUUGGCCCCUCGCCGCGCUACCAUUUCUCUCGAGUCUUCAUCUCCAUUUUCUACUUCUGCUCCAUUCGGUCUCCCGCGUUCAUCCUCACAACAAAAUAAUAAACAACCAAUCACCAUGAUGACCCCUCUACAAGUAUCUGCACGACUCCGUGAACUUGAAGAAUCAUAUUUUGUCGAGCGUGGCAAGGGUGUGGUGCGUUAUGAUGUGUCCCAGUUACCCUCAAACUCUCCAAUUGAAGAUGACCGCUCGGAAAAAAUUGUUCAGGUCCCCCUUUUGACCGCUACCAGUGACAAGGCCGACUCCGAGGCAAAAGCUGUUUCCAGUGAUUGGAUGUUUUGGGGCGUUUAUGAUGGCCAUUCCGGUUGGACAACAUCAGCAAAACUUCGUGAUGCCCUUAUUGCCUAUGUUUUGUCUGAGCUCGACAAGACCUAUGUCAAAUCCACUCCUGACUCUAUCUACCGCCUUGUUCCAUCGCCCACUGCAAUUGACGAGGCAAUCCAAAACGGCUUUGUCCGUCUUGACAAUGAUAUUGUUCACAAAAGCAUUGAAAAACUCAUGGCUCAUCCAGACAAGGCUGGUGCCGCAGAAUACAUUGCUCCUGCUCUUUCGGGAUCCUGUGGCCUACUGGCCUUUUACGACACCUUUUCUAAUAACUUGCGUGUUGCUGUGACGGGCGAUUCACGCGCUGUUCUUGGUUCUGUAAAUGAACGCGGUGAGUGGACUGCGCGUGCUCUAAGUGUGGACCAAACCGGAUCAAACAUGGAAGAGGCUGCUAGAAUCCGCAAAGAGCAUCCUGGCGAAGAAUCCACUGUCAUUCGCAGAGGCCGUGUCCUAGGUAUGCUCGAACCUACUCGUGCGUUUGGUGAUGCCAGAUACAAAUGGACUCGUGACAUUCAAGAAAAAAUGGUGCGGUACUUUUUCGGGCGCCGUGUCCCGGCUGAUUUCCAUUCACCCCCAUAUGUUACUGCAAAACCUGUAGUCAGUACAGCCCACAUCACUCCGAAAGCCGGUGACUUUUUGGUCUUGGGAACUGAUGGUUUGUACGAAAUGCUGACGAAUGAGGAAAUUGUUGGCUUGGUUGUCCAAUGGCUGCACAAGAAAAAGCCAGAUUACUUUGAACAAGUUCAGGCUACAAUUAAAGAACGCACAGCAAGUAAAACUCUCUGGGGCCGCGUUUUUGGUACAGGAAGCAGUAGUAGCUUAAAGACCGACAGCAGCAGUAAUAGUGCAACUGAUGGAGCUUCUCCUGCUCCUGCCACUAAGGUCCCAGCCAGUGCUGGAACCAUCAUCAAGGCUGACCACUCUGAGUUGGCUGUCCAUGUACGUGAUAUUUCUCCCCACCCAGAAUCUCAAAAGCAAGUUUUCCGCCGCCAACCUGGAACAACUCCACGGUUCACAGUCGAGGACGAAAACAUUGCGACCCAUCUGGUACGCAAUGCCCUGGGUGGUGCCGAUAUCCAGCAGGUCUCAAUGCUUGUUUCUAUCCCAGCACCUAUCUCACGUUCUUACCGUGAUGAUCUAACAGUUACCGUCGUUCUGUUUGGCGAUGUUGGUGAGCCAAACGAUUCGGGUUCUGUGCGGGUCAAUGAAGAAGGUACCCGUAAGAACCUCAAGACUCAUAUUAAAUCGAAAUUGUAG